AUGCCGCCGAACGGAUUCGAGCCUGGGACUUAUGGGCGCAACUCUCACAUUCCAGCACGUGCCGCGCUCGGAAGUCCAAGACAUUUGACUGAGGUGGAAACCCGCGUGCGAAUGCUGGAGACAGCUCUGGAUAGACUGUUCCCUGCCGGAGAAAUCGACUCCAUCCUUCGGCUGGUCCUUGAUGACGAUCUGCCUCGAAGCCAUGAUUCCCGACCGGAUGAAUUAUCUACGAAGGCAUAUUCCCGGGGUGAUUUGACGUUCAGUUCAACUAGUGACAGGUCGUCUUCAGAAGGUGCCACUGAGCCGCUCUCCGCCGCAGGCAGCACUGAGAUCGACACUCUCCUUGAUGCCUUUAAUCAACCCAUCAGACUGGCUGAGACAACACCUGGAGUGGACGAAUCGCAGCUGAUCGAUAACUAUUUUUGCACUUACCACCCAAUCUACCCAUUCGUGCAAGAGGCGACCUUUCGAUCUGAGCAUAGAAACCCUGUGCUACGCGCUCAUCCGCGCGUCUGGCCCAUUCUUGCGGACACAGUCAUGGCAUUCGGCGCGUGGCUGAGUUCGGACAGGUCUCUGGGCAUUCAUUCGAGAUACUACAUCAGGGCGAAGGAGCGUCUACGGCACGAGCCCAUUUUCGGCACGACAGGAAAUCUAUGCUUGGUGCAGGCCCUGUUAUUGCUGAGUGACUUCUCCCAGAGACAGGGGAGUCCCGUGGAAAGCCAGCAGUACCUGGGAUGGGCAAUGCAGAUGGCAAUUAAUCUCAAUCUUCACCGUGAACCAACGGACGCGAAUCCUCCGCCCUCUCCUUUAUCUCACGAAAUUCAGCGGCGAGUAUGGUGGUCUGUCUACUGUUUCGAGAGUUGUUCGGCCAAGAUCUGCGGCCGCCCGUUACUCCUUCCAGAAGACGAUUUGAUUACAGUCCAGUUUCCCUCGAACCUGAAUGACUCCGACUUGCUGCCGUCAUCAAGGACGUGGCCUGUAGAGGUAGAUGGACCGACGAUUUAUUUGGGCUUGAUCCAGCAAUCGAGCUAUCACCGCAUGGCUAACAGUAUAUAUCGCGGGCUGCUAGCCAAGUCAAGCGUAACAUGGCAGGAUGUCCAUGCCCUUAAGAAACAGAUUGACGACUGGCAUAUCGCAUUCCCGUACUGCACGCAGAAUUGCAACGUAGAUCCCGUCCCUGAUUGGCACAUUGCGACGCGCUGUCGGCAGACUCUCUGCGACAGGAGCCUAAAAUUACUCAUCCAAAGACCCCUUCUCCUUCGCUGGAUGAAAAUGAGAUGUCAUACCAAUCGGGAGCCCGCGAGGGAGGAACUCUCUGCGGAACGAGCUUGUCGGAUGGAAGGGCUCCAUGCUGCGCAAACAACCAUUGAAAUGAUAUCAGACAUGUUAAAGAGAAAGCAGUACUCGGUUCUUAAUCUCCCUUUCAUCCUAUACGCAUUAUUCCACGCAGUUCUAGUCCCCGCGAUUCACCUUAAAGCGGACCCCUCCUCACUAGAGUCAAUAUCUUGCCUUCAAGAUAUUGCAAUGGUUGGGCAGAUCAUGGAUUUUGUGCCUGUUGACAACGAUGCUCUGGUCUCAUCAUUUUCGUUCGUGUUGGAUCGCCUCUGCUCGCUUGCUCUGGAAACCAAGCCCCCUGCUGAACUUGCUCGAACAUCUUACGCAUAUGGUUCGCCACAUAACUUCCAACUCCCGUUGCGUAACAUCUUUGGAAACGACGAGUUGAAGAUUCUAGAGAGUGAGGCUGCCACCAACCAACCCUCUGUCAACUUUUCCGAAUGGCUACAAUAG
Molecule: messenger RNA, 1788 nt
Organism: Aspergillus pseudoviridinutans
Lineage: Eukaryota; Fungi; Ascomycota; Eurotiomycetes; Eurotiales; Aspergillaceae
Product: fungal specific transcription factor domain-containing protein
Exons: 5
Coding region: 1-1788 (595 amino acids)
Biological process (GO): DNA-templated transcription; positive regulation of transcription from RNA polymerase II promoter by galactose
Cellular component (GO): nucleus
Molecular function (GO): zinc ion binding; RNA polymerase II cis-regulatory region sequence-specific DNA binding; DNA-binding transcription factor activity, RNA polymerase II-specific
Source: RefSeq, a predicted model, not a curated record